Messenger RNA from Gopherus evgoodei (Goodes thornscrub tortoise), 3293 nucleotides. It is a transcript of the gene IL17RD, whose product is annotated as interleukin 17 receptor D. NCBI's taxonomy places the organism in Eukaryota, Metazoa, Chordata, Testudines, Testudinidae. The record is from RefSeq and is a predicted model, not a curated record. Gene Ontology annotation, molecular function: interleukin-17 receptor activity.
AUGGCACCUUGGCUCCAGUUCAGCUCCUUUUUCUUCACUCUGGUCGCCUGCUUCAAGGGUCACCAGCUGGCUGGGGCUGCUGGAGGACCCAGCAGCAGGCGGGGGCCCGCGGCCGACACGUGUGGAUGGAGGGUGCUGCCACCAGUCAGCAAGAACGGUGGAAUGCUUAAUAUCACCUUUAAAUAUGACAAUUGCACUCCUUAUUUGAAUUCAUUGGGAAAACACAAGGAUGUGCAAAAUAUAACAAUCAGCCAGUAUGCAUGUUCUGAACAAGUUGCAGUGAAUAUUUGGACAGCAAAUGUGCUUGGGAUUGAAUUCCUGAAAGGAUUUCGAGUAAUACUUGAGGAGUUAAAAUCAGAGGGAAGACAGUGUCAGCAAAUGGUUUUAAAAGACCCAAAGCAAGCUCAACUCUGAUUUUAAAGAACUGGAAUGGAAUCUCAGCCUUUUUUGAAUCUGAAAUUUGAAACUGAUUAUUUUAAAGAUUGUUCCUUUCCUUCCAUUAAAAAUGAAAGUAAUUACCACCCAUUUUUCUUCAGAACCCGACCAUGUGAAUUGUUGCUACAGCCAGAAAACCUUGCCUGCAAACCUUUCUGGAAGCCCAGGAAUCUGAAUAUUACCCAGCAAGGUUUUAACAUGCAAGUGUCUUUUGAUCAUGCACCUCACAACUUUGGCUUUAAAUAUUACUAUCUUCACUACAAACUUAAGGAUGAAGGAUCCUUUAAACAAAAGACCUGCAGACAAGAACAAAACACGGAUAUCACAAUUUGUGUUCUUCAGAAUAUAGCUCCAGGGGAUUACAUCAUUGAGCUGGUUGAUGACACUAACACAACAAGGAAAACAAUGCACUAUGCACUAAAACCAGUACAUUCCCCGUGGGCUGGACCAAUAAGGGCCAUUGCCAUUACCGUUCCCUUAGUUGUCAUCUCAGCAUUUGCAACGCUUUUCACAGUGAUGUGCCGUAAAAAACAACAAGAAAAUAUAUAUUCCCAUUUAGAUGAGGAGAGCUCGGAAUCUUCUACCUAUGCUGCAGCGCUCCAUGUGGAAAGGCUCCGUCCCCGGCCAAAAGUGUUCAUCUGCUAUUCCAGUAAAGAUUGCCAGAAACACAUAAACGUCAUUCAGUGCUUCGCUUAUUUCCUUCAGGACUUCUGUGGCUGUGAGGUUGCACUGGAUAUAUGGGAAGAUUUAAAAAAUUCUAAGGAAGGGCAGAAAGAGUGGCUUAUUCAAAAAAUCAACGAGUCCCAAUUUAUCAUCAUUGUAUGUUCCAAGGGAAUGAAAUACUUUGUGGAAAAAAAGAACUGGAAGCACAAGGGAGCAACCAGAGAUGCUGAGAAAGGAGAACUCUUUUUGCUUGCCAUAUCUAUCAUCGCAGAGAAGCUGCGUCAGGCAAAGCAGAAUUCAGAUGACCUCUGCAAGUUCAUUGCAGUCUACUUUGACUAUUCCUGUGAGGGUGACAUUCCUGGCAUUGUGGAUCUAAGUACAAAGUACAAGCUCAUGGAUAACCUCCCUCAGCUUUACUCUCACUUACACUCCAGAGAUCUGAGCCUUCAGGAUUCAGAGUUGUACCCUGUAAAUAUUAGCAAAAGAAACUACUUCAGGAGCAAAACUGGCCGGUCCCUUUAUGUUGCCAUUUGCAAUAUGCACCAGUUCAUUGAGCAGGAGCCUGACUGGUUUGAGAAACAACUCAUUCCUUUCCCUCAACCUCCUUUACAUUACCAAGAACCUGUGAUGGAAAAAUUUGACUCAGGCUUGGUUUUAAAUGACUUAGUGAGUAAACAGGUGACUGAUGGGGAUUUCUACCUGAAAACAGAUGUAAAUAUUAUCCCUGCUGUAAAUUCAGACUCUCACUGUAUAAUUCAGCACUUUAACCUUGGAGAAGAUGCAGAGACUCAGGACAUUCAAGUUGGUAGCUCUGUUCUUCAGCCAUUGUUGCAUGUUGUAAAAGCUGCCAAUCUUCCAGAUAUGCCCCGGGAUUCAGGAAUCUAUGAUUCUUCUGUUCCUUCAUCUGAGUUAUCUCUACCUUUAAUGGAAGGACUUUUAACUGACCAAACUGAAACCUCUUCCAUUACAGAGAGUGUCUCUUCAUCUUCGGGUUUAGGAGAAGAAGAACCCCCUGUGCUCACUGCUACAAAAUGCCUAGUCCCUGGAAUAUGUAAAGCAGAACUUCAUUGCCACAUCCAUACCGAUGAACUGCAGGCAAUUGCACCUUUAUAAUGUCUUACAAGAUUGUUAAGCAUUGCCACUUUAUCAAUAGGCUCUGUUUGUGUGUUAACCAUCACAUCACCCCAACUGCUAAAAGUUCUUGAAGGAACAAAUGCUUCCUUGAAGGAUAUCUGUUAUUCCUAAGGGAAUUUGUGGCCAGUAGACUAUUACCUGUAAAUCUCUUUAUAGACUCUUUUCUCUUCUAAAAAUAUAGUAUUGUAAAAGAUGACAGUACACUUUGAAAUUACCAUCUUAAAUUGCAUGUUGAAAUUAUACUCUUUACAGAUAUCACAAUCCAAAAUCACUUCUGAUGUUUUUAUUAGAAAUAUUUUUGACUGAACAUACAAUAACUAAUCACUUUUGGCUUGGAUCGUUAACCAUCUCAAUGGCACAGCAUGUUUUGCAGCAGAAAUUCUGGUUUUAAAUGCUGAAAUAUUUGAUAGUAUGAGUAUUUUAAUGAUGAUCAGUGGGAUUUUUGUGACAGGAGUCAUGGUCAUAAAAUGCCAAAGGCCAGACCUAGUAAAACUCCAUUAGACAAAUAUUCCUUUAGCAAACAUUUAAGCAUUUUUUUCAACCCUGUCCCUCCAAAAAUUUUAUCUAAUCCAGUGCAUUCCAGUGGAAGGUAAAAGCUUGUGUCCUGGCCCCCACAGCUCCAUCUCUACCCAUAUUUUGACACACAUGUAAGGGAAACGUAUUGUGCCAUUCUGUCAUUUCAGCUCCAGGAUGGUACAAUGCAAGGCUAUAGGACACACAUGUUUAUUGGAUUUCCUGAUGUCCAUUUCAAGGUUAAUUGUUUUUCGUGGAAACCUGUCUUCAGACUUCGUUUCUUUUAAAUGGUCUUAGUUCUGUCUGAUUUUGUGGAAGAUAAAAUUCUUGUUCCCUGCGUGUUUCCCACAUUGAGUUCAUUGCAGUAUCAGGAGCUUGGUUUAGGAAUAUUCUGUUUUAGAAUGCUGCAGCCUGUGUGGGGUGAACAUUGCAAGAGAUGCAGUAAGUGAAGCUUCUUGCUCGCCUAUCCAGAGGUAGGGUAAUUGUUUCUAUUUUUUAAAAAUUCUAUUCUUGACAGGCUGGCUACAAUGUCUCACAAAUAAGGCCAU